This is a messenger RNA of Eucalyptus grandis, 1752 nucleotides long. Its product is annotated as flap endonuclease 1. Gene Ontology annotation, molecular function: 5'-3' exonuclease activity; 5'-flap endonuclease activity; DNA binding. The coding region runs from base 178 to 1431 and encodes 417 amino acids. Lineage: Eukaryota; Viridiplantae; Streptophyta; Magnoliopsida; Myrtales; Myrtaceae. The record is from RefSeq and is a predicted model, not a curated record. The transcript has 17 exons.
AACCGAAAAAAACCAGUCGCGACACCUGCGCGUGACUCCCACGCUUCGCCCCCCGCAAGCGUGAUGGUCUCCAAAUUAGGCGGGAAGCGGAAGAGCUCGAAACCCUAGAAUUCAAUUCAUUACAAGCAGCUUCGAUUUCAUCCCUCAAUUUCUCUGCAACAAUUCUCUCUCUCCGAUAUGGGCAUCAAGGGACUGACGAAGCUACUGGCGGACAAUGCCCCGAACGCCAUGAAGGAGAAGAAGCUUGAGAGCUACUUCGGCCGGAGGAUCGCCGUCGAUGCCAGCAUGAGCAUCUAUCAGUUCCUCGUUGUGGUUGGGAGGAAGGGGACUCAGAUGCUCACCAACGAGGCUGGUGAAGUCACCAGUCAUCUGCAUGGCAUGCUUUACCGGACGAUUAGGCUGUUGGAGGCGGGCAUAGAGCCAGUCUACGUAUUUGAUGGUCCACCUCCUGAUUUGAAGAAGCAAGAGCUGGCAAAACGUUUUUCGAAGAGGGCAGCUGCCUCUGAGGAGUUGGCAGUAGCCAUUGCGUCUCAGAACAAGGAAGACAUAGAGAAAUUCAGUAAAAGAACUGUGAAGGUGACGCAACAGCACAAUGAAGACUGCAAAAGACUAUUAAGGCUUAUUGGUGUCCCAGUAGUUGAGGCUACUUCAGAAGCAGAGGCACAAUGUGCUGCACUUUGCAAAGCUGGAAAGGUUUAUGCAGUUGCUUCUGAAGACAUGGAUUCCCUUACUUUUGGAGCUCCUAAAUUUCUUCGCCAUUUAAUGGAUCCCAGCUCAAGAAAAGUUCCAGUCAUGGAAUUUGAAAUUUCAAAGAUCUUGGAGGAGAUGAAUCUGGAUAUGGAUCAAUUCAUUGACCUGUGCAUUCUCUCUGGAUGUGAUUAUUGUGAAAGCAUUCGAGGUAUUGGAGGGCUGACUGCUCUUAAGCUUAUCCGUCGACAUGGUUCCAUAGAAAACAUACUAGAGAACAUAAACAAGCAGAGGUAUCAGAUACCGGAUAAUUGGCCCUACAGCGAAGCUCGACUGCUUUUCAAGGAACCAAUAGUUUCUACGGAAAAACAGCCUGAGAUAAAAUGGACUGCUCCAAAUGAGGAGGGCUUAAUUUCCUUUCUCGUGAAUGAGAAUGGGUUCAACAUUGACAGAGUGACGAAGGCGAUAGAGAAGAUUAAGGCAGCUAAGGAUGAGUCAUCGCAAGGCCGAUUAGAAUCCUUCUUUAAGCCAGCUAAGAAUCUGUCUGUACCUGCUAAGAGGAAGGGAAGCAAAUGCACACUUCAAUCCCCCAAUCUGGUAUUCAAGCCUAAGACAUUCUCUACACAAGUCUCCGUAAAUCCCCAGCCCAGGUUCUGCGGCAGCUUUAAAAUGCCAACCAUGGUCCUGGGUUUGAGGAACUUCAAACAACCAUUGAGAGUUGUCUGCCUCCCGACAUGGAUCUAAAUGAUGGUGAAUGUAAGAACCCUAUUCAUUGAGCAAGUCCUGACUUGUCGAUGCUGUUUAUGCCUGUAGUUGGAAACAAGUUGAUGCUUUCCUUUCCUUAAAAAUGGAUCAUGUCAUAUGGUACUGCAAUUUUGGGAGAGAGUUGUAUAAAUUUUAAUUGGAAGGAUGAAGUUUGCCCUCCAUGCUAGAUCGAGAGGGGUACAUAUUUUUGGGCAGAGUGCAUAUUUGUGUUCCUUUUAUAGUGUGUAUAUGCUAUCCUAAGGAUUCCAUUUAUUCCUUGGAUUGUAAAUUUUAUGAUACGUAUGUACCACUUAGACAAAU